AAGCGGCGGGACGCUGCAGAGCGUGGACUGCGUGGGUGUCGGGCUGACAUCAGUUCCCUCCAACCUGAGCAGCUUCACCUCCUCUCUGGACGUGAGUAUGAACGAGCUGUCGGAACUUUCGGCCCACGUCUUCGGGAGCCUCCACCUCCUGCUGGAGCUCCGGCUGGCAGGAAACAGUUUGACGAAGCAUCUAAAGACGUUCAGGGACUCAUCAGUCUAAAGCUGCUAAGUCUGCAGAACAAUCAUCUGAAGAAGGUUCCGCCUGAAGCUUUACAGAACCUCAAGAACCUGCGUUCUCUACGUCUGGACGCUAACUUGCUGUCCCGUCUGCCGGCCGCCUCCUUCAGAGGCCUGCGCUCUCUCCUCCACCUGCGGCUGGAUGACAACGUCCUGACGGAGGUCCCCUUUCUGGCUCUCAGGGACCUGCCGGCGCUGCAGGCUCUGACUCUCGCCCUCAACGACAUCCGCCACGUCCCCGACGGAGCGUUCAGCUCCCUGACACAGCUGCUGCUUCUAGAUCUGAGCUUCAACAGGAUCAGCAGUUUCCCUGCAGCCAUCCGACACCUGAACAACCUGAGAGACCUGAAUCUCCAGAACAACAACAUCUCAGUCGUCCCAGGAAACAGCUUCUCUGGAAAUCCUUCCAUCGAGGCGAUAAAUAUCCAGAAUAAUCCUCUUCACACUGUGGGACACUCGUCUUUCCAGCUGCUGCCAGACCUCCACACUCUGUCGCUGAGUGGAAGCCUCAUCACAGAGUUACCAGACUUCACUGGGACCAGCAGACUGGAAACCCUCUCCAUCACAGGCAGCCACAUCUCCACCUUACCUGACAACCUGUGUGAGGAGCUGCCCCACCUGCAGAAGCUUGAUCUGUCCCACAACCUGAUCCACAGUCUGCCCAGCUUCAGCAGCUGCAGAAAGAUACAAAACAUUGAUCUGUCCUCCAACCGCCUCUCAUCUGUCUCUGUGAUGAGUCUCACUCACCUGAAACCGUCUGGACACCUGCAGCUUACAGUGUCCCAUCAACACCAGACUCACAGACUCAGGAAGUCAGAUCAGCUGGUCACAUCUACCUGUGUGUUUCUCCUCUGUGCGUCUACCAGAUCUGAGGACAGCAACAGUCUGUCCAUAUGUUGUCUGGACACGCUGUCUCUCUGGCUCCUUCACUUCCUCUUCAUCGUCUCCAUCGUCUUCAACCUGCUGCUCCUGGUCUGCCUCCUCCCCCUCGUCCUCCACCUCCCUCCCCCCAGCACCUCCUCUCUGCUGCCAGCAUCGUCAGCACAGGCUGUCUCUGCCGAUUCCAGCAAGGACACUGAUCCAGGAUCUGGAGUCCCUCCUCUGAGGUCUUUAUCUUCAUCAUGAUGGCGAACAGAACAAAGAGCUGCUCUCAGAUCAGCUGUGCGGUCGUCUGCAGCUCUGCUCUGACUCUUUUAAGUGAAGGCCCCCUCUGUGGGGUGCAGAUAGGCCACUGCAGACAGAUGUGGUGGUUCUAUACCGAUGGCAGUGGGAGGGAAAAUAGCUACAAAGAAGAGAUGAAAUGCAAACAGAUGUUCUGUCCUCAAUAAAAGAAAUGCCCACAACACUUGUCCCUCCCCCAACGACAGAUGAACAUGGGACGAUGUUCCCUGCUGUCUUUUCUUAAAUGUCAUAGGGCCUAGUCACUGUAGAUUACUUAUAGAGAUGCUUUUUAAGACUAAAGAAAGUAUACUAUACUUUUAGGAGCACUUUUUGGAGCACUAAUAUGUUGACAUACAAUAGAUGGUGGUCAGAGAUGUCAAGUAAUUACAAAUACUUUGUUACCUUCCUUAAGCUGAAAUUUUGGGUAUCUAUACUUUACUGGAGUAAUUAUUUUCAACAUGUAUUAUUUCAUAAAUAAAUGUUUCUGCAUUUAGUACUGUACAAUUAAAGGAGGCAGUUAACGUCACAAUAAAGAAGAAAUAAUAUGUAUUAGUACAAUAAUUAAAAUCUUCU
Molecule: messenger RNA, 1971 nt
Organism: Etheostoma spectabile (orangethroat darter)
Lineage: Eukaryota; Metazoa; Chordata; Actinopteri; Perciformes; Percidae
Product: leucine-rich repeat-containing G-protein coupled receptor 5
Exons: 14
Molecular function (GO): protein binding
Source: RefSeq, a predicted model, not a curated record